CCCGGCCGCACCGCUGCAGUCGCCGCCGCCGCCGCCGCCGCCGCGCCCGGACCCUGAUUCUCAGAAGAUGCACUAUUAUAGAUACUCCAACGCCGAGGUCAGCUGCUGGUACAAGUAUCUCCUUUUCAGCUACAACAUCGUCUUCUGGUUGGCUGGAGUUGUCUUCCUCGGUGUCGGACUAUGGGCGUGGAGCGAAAAGGGGGUGCUGUCCGACCUCACCAAAGUGACCCGGAUGCAUGGCAUUGACCCUGUGGUCCUGGUGCUGAUGGUGGGCGUGGUCAUGUUCACGCUGGGUUUCGCUGGCUGUGUGGGGGCCCUGCGGGAGAAUAUCUGCCUGCUCAACUUUUUCUGCAGUGCCAUUGUGCUCAUCUUUUUCCUGGAGCUGGCCGUGGCCGUGCUGGCCUUCCUGUUCCAGGACUGGGUGAGGGACCGGUUCCGGGAGUUCUUUGAGAGCAACAUCAGAUCCUACCGGGAUGACAUUGACCUGCAGAACCUCAUCGACUCCCUUCAGAAAGCUAACCAGUGCUGUGGGGCAUAUGGCCCUGAAGACUGGGACCUCAACGUCUACUUCAACUGCAGUGGCGCCAGCUACAGCCGCGAGAAGUGUGGGGUGCCCUUCUCCUGCUGUGUACCCGACCCCGCGCAAAAAGUUGUGAACACACAGUGUGGCUAUGAUGUCAGGACUCAGCUGAAGAGCAAAUGGGACGAGUCCAUCUUCACGAAAGGCUGCAUCCAGGCGCUGGAGGGGUGGCUUCCACGGAACAUCUACAUCGUGGCUGGCGUCUUCAUUGCCAUCUCACUCCUGCAGAUAUUUGGCAUCUUCCUGGCGAGGACCCUGAUCUCGGACAUUGAGGCAGUGAAGGCAGGCCACCACUUCUGAGGAGCCACAGGUGGGCGAGCAGAGCUGAGCCACGCCGUGGAGGCCGAAGCCCUUCACCGCCAUCAACUUCACGUCCAGAGGGAGAGAAACGGACGCACCCAGCCCGAGCCAGUACCCCGCCUUCAGCAUCCGCGUGACAUGAUCUCUCUGUUUCUGCUUGCUGGUGCUGGAGACCCAGGGGCCCCCUCUCACCUGCACAGACUUGUGACCAGCAGCCCCGCUGGGGUCUGCCUGGAGUCAGAGGAUAUGUCUUUAAGUGGGAGAGGUGACUCUGAGGGACAGACGGCUCUGGUGGCUGCACCCUGGCCUCCUCACCGCUCAUGUCACUGGUGCUGGCCUAGGGGGCAGCCACACCUUCUGUGGCCCUCUGAGUGCCAGGGCGGCCCGCAGUGUCUGCACAGGUCGGGGUGUUGGCAGGAUCCUCGGCCAUGUCAAGUGAAGUAAGCCUGAGCCAGUGCGUGGGGCUGGUGCCACGGGAGUGCCUCGUCCGUUGUCCACUGGCGCCCAGGGCGGGAACUGUCUCCAGCCUCAACAGCAUUAUGCCCUGAGGGCACGAGGGGGCAGUGGGCAUGGCUCUCCUGCGGAGUCAGCUCUCCUUUUCCUGAAGUGUGUAAAUAGUUUAUUUAUAGGGCAAGAAUGUUCUCACACCACGUCUUCAUUUCCUCUGGCAUUCUCCUCUCAACAGCCUUACGCGGCGUCUGGGACUGACGCCGUCCCUUUCAGUUCCCUUGAGUGUCCCACGAACCAACUCCAGCAGCUUCUCCGUAUCACCCCUAGUAACCCAGCUGCACAUACAUGCUCCCCCUUCGUCUGUGCACCCCCAACACGCAUACUCCCACUCCCCUCCCCACUUGGCCUCACUGUCUUCUGGUCUUGGUGCUACUGAAACUGUUACCUGGAACUUGAAUCCUGAUUCUGACCCUCCCCCACUGCAAGGCCAGGGAGCCCCAGCCAGAGAUGGCCAGCUGGACACCUUUGGCCAGGGCUCCUCUCCAGGCCACAUGCUAAGGGCCGGCUGGCCGGCCUGGCGUUCGCCUCUCCCUGGAAAGAGAAGCCCCGUAGGCAGGCCCCUGGGCCGAGCCACGGACCCCAGCCUGCAGCUGCGUAGAAGCUCAAGACGUUUCGUUGCUCACUUUCAUGGUGACCUUCUUCCACCCCCUGACGUGGAUAUCUGUGGUCACCGUGUCCACCCUUCCUGUCAGGGCUAUUGGGGGCUUGCUGUUGGAAAUGAAGACUGUCUUAUGUACUGAAUAACCCCCCGGGCGUAGCUGGGGCGUUCGUGCAUCUUUGGCUGGUCUACACUCUAACGCCUCUCUGGAUCUUGUACCAGUUCUGUCCUCAUCGUUCAGGGAUGGAGUGCCACCUUCACAUACUUGCCGAAGUGUACAUGCUAAUGUGGUAUAUACUGGUGGGUGUUUGUUGAUGAUGUUGGUUUUGUUUUGUUUUUUUACAAUUUUCUCUGUAGAGUAGGGGAAGAAGAAUGCUUGUGUUUUUAGGAAGUGUGAUGCUUCUCUUUGACUGCCAAACUCUUUUAUGGAAUAUAUCUUUAUAUUAA
Kogia breviceps (pygmy sperm whale) is the source of this 2435-nucleotide messenger RNA. It is a transcript of the gene TSPAN14, whose product is annotated as tetraspanin 14. The record is from RefSeq and is a predicted model, not a curated record. Gene Ontology annotation, cellular component: plasma membrane. Lineage: Eukaryota; Metazoa; Chordata; Mammalia; Artiodactyla; Physeteridae.